Akanthomyces muscarius is the source of this 7098-nucleotide messenger RNA. RefSeq lists its product as uncharacterized. The transcript is spliced from 3 exons. The record is from RefSeq and is a predicted model, not a curated record. The coding region runs from base 1 to 7098 and encodes 2365 amino acids. NCBI's taxonomy places the organism in Eukaryota, Fungi, Ascomycota, Sordariomycetes, Hypocreales, Cordycipitaceae.
AUGGACCAAGGCUCCUAUAGCAGACCAGACGGCCGUGGCCAGCCCUCUCUCUCCGGCUCUUCGGCUUCCAACAACAACUACCAGGUCAACGUCAGCCGCCAAAAGACGAAGAAAUGGGUCGAGGCCAAGUCGCAAAACUACGACGGAGAUGACUGGGGCGCUGACGAGUACGACGACGACGAGGUAGCGCCGCCUCUGCCUCUGUCGCCUCACGGCCCUCAGUACGGUGCUCCCCCAGGCGCUCCCCAUGUUCCGUCACUACAUAUCCAAACCAACCCACCGCCGCAGCCGCAGCCGGCUCAACAACACCAGCCCUAUCCGCCACCACAAUCGCGAGCCCCUCCUCCUGCCACCGCGCAGCCUCGCCAGGAGUCCAAUACCCCCCUGCCCGCUCAUCCGAGCUCUGCUGCACCGCCGUCUGCUGGUGGCUUUGCGCCGCAGAGUGCGUCCUCGACGUACCCGCUGUCGCCUCGCUCGCCGCCCGACAGUCUCCCCUCAAACACUCCGCAGGCUGCUACGGCGGGCAAGCCUCUGCCCUUUGUUCGGCCAUCGGACAUCUACCGACGCAUGGAAGACGAAAAGAGCCGCGGAUCGUCCGAAAGCUCGCGCCCGAGCGCCGACUAUGGAUCCAGCCUGUCUAAGCAGACAUCGGCAUCGCCAGCAAGAACAGCUGCUCAGCCUGUUAAGCCUCAGCCACCAACUGCGCCAAUUCCUGCGCCGCGCACCGAUAGCCACACCAGUAUCUACCAGGAUCUGACGAAGCCUACGCUGAGCCAAGCGCCACAGCAGCCACUUGUCACCUCGCCCCGAGCGGAACCGCGAGUGUCGGAAUUCGUGACGCCCAGUCGCGACGCUGCCCCUAACACGACCAGCGAGGAUGCCAAGCGUCUGUCCACCAGCCCCAAGCUCCCGGAUCUUGCUCGCAUGUCUGUCUUUGGCGCCGACUUCUUCUCCAGUGGUUUCUCCUCGACCUUGUCCUCGGAGCAAAUCGCUGAGCAAAACAUUCCCGAGGUCCCCAAGGUGGCACCAGAAUUAAAAGUGGAUAAGCCUACGACAUACGAGGAGAGCGCCUCACCUGCAGAGGCUUCGAAGGCUGCCACGGACAAGACUCAAGCCACUCCUGCUGCCCCGGCCGCCAUGGAGGAUGCUCCUAUCCAGCACGAAAUCAUGGCACCAACUGUAUAUCAGCCUCCGGCCGUCACAGCCACGAACACUGAGCCAGUGGUGCCACUUACGCCUGCGGAGUCCAAGCCAGCAGCUGACCCCGCCAAGCAAGUCGCAGCGAGAUCAUCCACCGAUACAGCAUCGAGCUCUCAUUCGGCUGCUUCUGCGACUGAAAUUACACCUACGAAACCUCUCAAUGUUCGCAAAGACGAAAGCCCGGUACGAGCGUUCGAACCACCGCCCCCUCUCCAGCGCGAACCGACAUUCGGCACAGACACGUCCUCGCCCGUAAAGGAGAGCGAUGCGCUUAGAGACGAGAUAAUCAAGACGCUCAACUCUCCAAGUCAGCCCAGCCGAGAGGGCAGCGAGACUGGACCGGCCGACAGCGGCAGAAAAGGGUCCCAAGGCCAUGCUAGAGACAGCACCUAUACCCUGCAAGACUACGAUAGCUACUGGGAAGACACGGACACGGCACCAAAGGUUCCUGCUCAGCCGGUGCAGCCUCAAACGAAAACAAUGAGCAUCGUGCCGGAAGAGGCCACACAAGCGGUUGCAGCGGCUACACCAGAAACGCCUAUUGCCAAAGCACCAGAGCCUUGGAAGCCUAUCGAAGAAGCCAAGCCAGCGGCACCUUUGCCAGCCGUGAAUUCAGCAGCCGCUACUGAAGCCACGCCUCGGGUGUCGACCAGCCAGUCUUCAGCGUCGCCUACUGUGUCACAGGUGUCCAAGUCUACUUCUGCUCAACAGCAUCCGGAAGUAUUGAUAGUCUCUCCUGUAAGCGCGGACCUUCGCCGCAGAUUUUCAUGGGAGGCCGAAGAUGCAUCCAAGCAGCCACCAACAGCUGCCAGUGCCGCGCCCGCCGGUGCCACCAUUUCACCAUCUACGCCCGCUGCCGUCGUGGCUUCAACACCUACGCCCGCCACCGCCACCGCCUCUCCAUCUGUGCCCGCUCCCAUCGCGGCUCCGGCUCUAGCUGUUGCUGCAGCGGCCGUGGCUCCUGCUGAACCCAAGGCACAGCCAGAAUUAACAUCUCGUGCGUCUGAAGCUCCUGAUCCUAAUGCAGCCAGUAUCCCAGCCGUCGCUGCCACCGACAGCAACUCACAGGAGUCUAAGCGUCUCUCCCUCGCGGACGAAAAAGGUCUCUCUGCAACGGCGUCGAAUGAGGGCUCUGCGCCCCAUGAUGAACAUCCCGCUCUGAGACUGUCCGACCCAGCACCAGCUCCCGUCUUGAGUAUGCCGAAAAGUUCGGGCGCGAGUGUCACGCAGUUCAAAGACAUUGUCGCAUUGAACAACUCUUCCGAAAGAGUUGCCAAGUUCAACGAGACAAGAGUCGCUUUUGCCGUCAUGGAUAUAGGGCUCGAUAAGUGGCUCAAAGGUCUUCACCAAGAUCACCCAGAACACCACUCCAAAAGCUUCAACUCGUAUCAGCCAUCUGCCGCUGUCCCUGCUGGAGCACCCGCCGGGGCUCAGGCACCGGCGCAGCAGCCUUACUACCAGCAGUACUUGAACGCCAGCACCCCUGGUAGCGGCUCAUCGCCAGGUCGCCGCAUCGGUGGCAUCACCAUGCCGUCCAACGCAAGCGGCAGCACAUUUGGCCAUUCUGGAAACCAAAUCGGAACCAAGAGCAAGGAGCUUAUGCAGUCGGCGGGUAAAAUGGGCAAAGGACUCUUCAGCAAGGGCAAGAAUAAACUGCGCGGGGACAAGGGCGACACACACCCACCGCCAGUGCAGGCCAAAACCAGGCACGACCGCUCCGGUUCCUGGGCCGUUCUCAGUAACAAACUACGUACUGAAUUCUCUCCCAGGGACCCAGGGCAUUCUCAGCAUCCUGAAGAAGAGUAUCCCGCUGCUCCGAGACCCAGCGUGACGAUCGCGCCUCAGAUCCCCGAACCAGAACCUGUUUCGCCGUUGCUGCGUGAGGCGUCUCCAGAUAAGUCUCUCCCGCCUGUCCAGACACAACCAGCGGCUCGUGACAACGCACUCGCGACCGCUAGCCUGCCCACCGCAGCACCGACAACUUCCCAUGUCCCUUCGUCUAGCCAAAUUCGCAUUGUCCCGACUGAGACUACGCAUGGUCCUUUCAGCGCAGGGGCUCCGGCCGUGCCGCCCACCGCUGCUGAAGACAGUGGAGUAGGCAUGCUCGCACAGCCUGAUGAAUCUGGGGAUUUCCCCAAGAGACAAUCUUCUUUUGUCGGGUUGCCGCCCAUUCGCAGAUCUUCGACUUUUGGCUUGAAAUCCAAGGCGCGUCGUGCUGCGGAGCGCUUUCCCAUAGACGAAGAGGAAGGCAAUGAUGUUCCUGACCUGCCUACAAGUGAUGUGAUGGAAAACGCUGUGAGGCAAGCAGAAGCCGCUCAACAACCGCAUCGCGAGCAGCCAGCCGUGACACCGGCAGGUCCAUCUUUCCCUGCUCUUGACAAGGAUAGCGUUAUUGUGCAGCACCAGCCAGUCUCCCCUGAGCACUCUCCAGAAAGACUCGCAAGGCAACCCGCAACGGUACAUCCACCACAGGCACAGCCCAUGCGCCAGCCGGCACAACCACCUAUGUUGAUGCAUCCUGGGCAAUCCGGUCCCUGGAAGCUCGAGGAGAGUCACUUGGCCGAGCCCCUGCACCAGGCAAAGAAUCGCUCCGGCCACAGUCCCAUCUCUCCGCCCAUGGGCUACGGCUUCGACAAGGAAACUGGAAACUCGGCAGCAAUGGCUCCGCCGCCAGUGCCGGCAGGCAUGCGACAACGUACCCCCGAUGUCCCGCCCUCGUCUGCCCAGCGCUGGCCCGGCCUCUUUGCGCCGCAGCCUGGUCAAGAGCCUCCGCAGCAACAAACGACUCAGCAGCCCUACUACGAGGAGGUAGUGAACCCGCGCCACAGCAUCAAUGAGUACUCGAUUCCGGGCGUCGGUCCGCCAACUGAGGAGAGAGGCCGCGCCAAGCGAAACUCGGGCAUCUUUAAAGAGAUUGGCGACAAGAUUGCGCGUGCCACCUCGCGCGACCGAAAGAAUUCGUUUACGGAGAACCGGCCCCCCGUUGAUAUGCAUACUGACGGAGCCUCUGAAUCGAGCUUUGGCACAGAAGAGAUGACGGACCGCAAAAAGCGCCGCUCUAGCUUCCUCAACACGCUGACUGGACGCACGUCUGUGGACCAGGGGCGGCCUCGACAGAGCUUCAACGCGCUUCAGCGCUCUCAGACCGAGACAUUUCCUGCGUCCUCCGUGGAAGACGUAGGCUCCACGCGGAAGCGAUCUAUGUUUGGUGGUGUGAUGGCUGGUUUUGGUGCCAACAAAGGAGGAUCAGCUAACGCACCUGCGUCAGGCUUUGUCAACCAACAGGUGACUGAUGACGAGCCACAGCUUACGCCAAAGAAGAAGCGCUUCUCUGCAUUUACCAAGGCUUUCCAGAGACCGAAUCAAGACCGCCCCUCGUCUGGCAUGUCGCUUGAGCCGACCCAGAGCGCCGGUAGCAGUCAGGGACAAAUCGGCCGCAGCGGAAUGUUUUCAAGCACUCCCUUCCGCAACAACGACCGCGGGGGUUUUGCUGGCCAGAUGGAUUCUGCUGCUCCCGAGCACAGCCGUCGUGCUUCGUUCUCCAACCUGCUCUCGACGUUGGCUGGCAAUAAGGGCCAGCAACACGAGCAGCAGUCUCCGCCGCCGCCCAAAGACGUGGGAGGCAUGCCUCCCAAAGAUCUGCCUCAAAAUAUCCCUGCCGCGCCUCCUCAGGCGCACCCUGCCGAUGGCUUUCCAGCACCGCACCGCGGCGGUGCUGCCGCCCCUAUUCUGCCCGACCAGUUCUUGGAUCGCUCCCAGCCGCUUUUUGCCGCCGGGGAAAGCAACUGGGGCAUGAACCGGCCUCCUACUUCUACAACUGUGACGAGCAGCGAGGCCAAGGCUGACGCGGGUGAAUCGAUCGCCAGCCGCGCCGCUAUUGCUCAUGAUGCUGGUCACCUGCCGCUUCCUGCCAUAGCAAGCGCCAAACGCGACGACCCUGUUGCGCCAUCCGAAAUCUCGGACUCGGAGACGGAUUAUGCCGAAAACAUUCGCAAGCCUUCUGAUGUGACGCCCUCGGUGACUUCUCGUGGCGACGAUGAGAUUGGCGACAUGACCCGUCAGGACACCAACAUCAGUCAGAUGACGCCGAGCAUUGUGACAGACGGUCCACGCCUCAAUUCACAGCAGCAGACUCCCACUGCUCAAUAUCCGAAUAGUCCUGGAGGAUACUUUACUCAGAACAACAGAAUGCUCGGCACGGGGCCCCUCUCCGCCGGAGCUCAGGGAUACUCGCAGGGACAAUCCUUCCAGCACCCCGGGGAUCCUCGUCGCUCGCUCACGGGACCUGGUCAUGGUCAGAGCAUGGGCCAGUCGUCUCCUGGCGCUCAAUACGGCCAGCGUACACAGCAGCUUGCUCAGUACGCUAAUCAGCAGCAGCAACAGCCGCAGCGGUACAUGCAGCCUAGUCUCAGCCAGCCCGUGUCGCAGGCUCAGGGGGCUGCUGCAUCGUCCAAGGGAUGGAAAGGCCUCAAGACUAAGAUGGCGGGCCAAAUGGCGAGCAUGAGCCAGCCGUCCCCGAACAGCAAGAGUGAAAGGGGAGACAAGCCGGCACCUGGUGACAAGCUCUUUAAUGCGUUCAAGAGAUUGUCGAAGCAGCAAGGGUCGGCUGAGGCGCAACAGCAAGGAGCUGCGCCGUCAGCUGCCCACGCAGGACAGGAUUCAACAGCUUCUCAUCUGCAUGCCAGGAAUCAAGGCCAACCUGCCGUGGGUCAACCACAGCAGAUGUCUCAUCAGUACAUGCAGCAUCAACAAAUGCCGCCUCAACAGAUGCACAUGUGUCAGGGGUUCCAUCCUGGGCAAGGUCCCCCUCAGCAGCAGGUGCCCGUGUAUAUGCAGCAGCACCAGCACCAGCAGCACCAGCAGCCGCAGACCGAGCCUCAAUACGGUGCAGUCCCGAUUCCUCAGGGCUAUACUGCUGUGUACGGCCACGGCAGCUCGCAAGUACCCAGCAUGUAUAAUGUUGGAUGCCAACACUCGCAGCAUCAAACGCCUUAUCAGCAGCAGCAAACCCAUCCCAACCACUACCAGACGUACUCUGCUGUCGAUGACAACCAGCAGCAGGGCAAUGGGGCUGCAGCGGCGCAGGUUCAGUCUCCUCCUCGGCCUCCACAGCCCGAGACUCAAACCGAAUCGCACCCUCAUGAGUAUCACUCCCAUCGGCCAUCUGCGACUGGGAGCGAGCUUCUUAGCCCUGCUUCCACUACACAGCGCAGCGGAAGCAUGGCUAUGAGCCCCGUCUCCGACGAGCCCCGUAGUCCUCACGCGGCACUUACCAGAGAGGCGCUGGCACAACAGGAUGCCCACAAGGACUUGCAGGUCCAUCACCUUCACCCCGACGAGGGCCGCACCAGCCUCGGUCCGUCGAACAGUAACCGCGUCAGCCAAGUCUCCAACGACAGCGGCAGACACGGACCCUCUCCGAAAUCUGAGCAUUCGCCUGCUGUUAGCCACAAGCAGCUGCAGGCUGUCGUGUCACCCGCUUCCCCAGACAACGAGCCACACGUUUCUACAGCCAAAGCAUCGCCCCCGGCAGGGUCUGGCUCUGAUGUCGCUAGCCCCAGAAACGGCGCUGCUGCUGUCCCUGACGAAGCCAUUAUUAUCCCCGCUACGUUGACUAGUGAUCUGACGGGCGAGAGCAAAGGCCACGUCUCGGACGACUCGCUGGAGAAGCAGGCCAAGCUGAGCAAGACGACCAAUACAAUCACGGCAGCGACGGAACACUUUGCGGAGCUGGAAGACACGGCGGAAGCGCGGAAGCGCACACUGCGCAUCGAUGGCCAGGAGGAAAAGAUUGCGUACGACCCGGAGGAGGAGAAUCCCAAGAUGACGGCGACAAGCUACCCGGGCCAGGAAUGGAAUCCGUAUGGAGAGCCUGGUUUUGGUGAGUGGCAGGAGUAG